AUGAAUAUGGCACUGAAAAUUGUAUUUGCUCUAUUUUUCAUCAUCACCAUUCUGGUGUGUGCAUUCGAGGGACAUCCGGUUCCAGAUCAUGCCAAGAUCCGCAUCCACGUGCCAGUGAAACAUCAUACGCAUUUGCACACGAAAACCAUCGUCAAAACGGUGCACGUAGGAAUUCCGGUGAAGAACGUAAAGUCGCACGACGAUGAGCACGGAUGGGAGUACGGCAAGAAGAAGAAGGGAGCGGCCAGCAGCUAUCUAUCUUACAUUUAA
Molecule: messenger RNA, 270 nt
Organism: Anopheles aquasalis
Lineage: Eukaryota; Metazoa; Arthropoda; Insecta; Diptera; Culicidae
Source: RefSeq, a predicted model, not a curated record